Dictyostelium discoideum AX4 is the source of this 606-nucleotide messenger RNA. RefSeq lists its product as hypothetical. The transcript has a single exon. Gene Ontology annotation, cellular component: membrane. NCBI's taxonomy places the organism in Eukaryota, Evosea, Eumycetozoa, Dictyosteliales, Dictyosteliaceae. Bases 1 to 606 code for a protein of 201 amino acids. The record is from RefSeq and is a predicted model, not a curated record.
AUGAAGAUAUUAUACUUUAUAUUUGUAAUAAUAAUUAAUAUUUUAUUAAUUUUGAAUCAUGUUAAAUCAAAAUAUAAUACGUUUAUUUUUGAAAAUACAGAUGGCUUUCCGGAGUGUAAUAGAGAAGUUCCAAUUGAUAAAUGUACCUUAUUUUGUGGUAGACUUUUUGGUGGUCUUUCAUAUGAUAGUGAAAAGUUAAUAUUUUAUGAAGGUGAAAAUUGUUAUACAAUGAUCCAUGGUGAGUUUUUAUGUAGUGAUACAGAAAGAACUUCUUUUAGAAUGGAUAAUUAUUUAGCCGAUGAUGAAAGUUGGUAUAAAGCAUUUUUCAACUAUUUGGUAAAUUGUACUUGGGACGAAAAAAAUACACCGGAAACACCAUCACCAACAGAAAAUGCACCAAAUACAAGUGGUGGUAGUAGUGAAGGUAAUCAUUACACUUAUAAAAGUAGUAGUAGUAGUAGUGAACAUAUCAAUGAUAUUCCAACAUAUUCCCACUCUGGUUAUGGAAAUUAUGGGGAAGAUCCUCAAAGAAACAUUGGUAUUUCAUUAUCAAGUUCUUUAAUUUUUAUUUCAAUUUUAUUUUUAAUAAUUUUUAUAAAUAAUUAA